AUGAAUCUCCUCCGCAAGUUCAUCAAAGCGUCGCCCACCGACGAAAUCGCCAGCAUCCCCAUGGGCAAGUUCUUCUUGGCCCGUUCGCCGCAGCUGCCCAAGGGCGCCCUCGAGUGCCUCUACAACGACAGCGUGCUCUCCAUGAAGCGCACCACCAAGCCGUUCUGCUACCAGCUCUCCGCCACCAGGGCCUACCAGGAAGGCGAGGCCAGCUCCCAGUCCACGGACGGGUUCGAGGACGCCGACGACGACGACGCCGCGGACCAAGGCGCCCGCCACAGCGACGAGCGGCUGUUCUUCCUCUGCGCGGACUUGCACGUGCGGCUCGUGACCCGCAACGACGGCUCCCAGAUCGUCACGUGGCGCGACGUCAACGGCGACGACGGCGAGACCUGGGAGUUCGCCGUGGACCCGGACAUCCGGUACAGCGACGUGGACUCGUUCAUGCGUGCGUUGUACGCGUGUCUCUACGAGCAGAAGUACGGGCGGUCGCUGGCGGGGGUCCAGGACAAUGCGCUCGUGGCCGAGUUCGGCGCCGACGGCCCGCCGGAUCUGGAGCCGGAACCGGGCCUGGACCUGGAGCCGGAUCUGGGCCUGGAGCCGCAGCCGGAUCUGGGCCUGGAGCAGGCGUCCGCCCGGAUGUCGCGCCCCGUGGGCCCCGUGGACGACGCCCGGCGUGGCCCGCCCAAACAGGAGCCCGUGUCCGACGACGACUCCUACGGCGACGCGUCCAGCCUCCCGCUCUUCAUUUUCAAGGACGCCGUGGCCGUCGCGGGCCCCGAGGUGGCGGCCUUCAAGGCGCAGCUCCGCAUCUACGACGCCACGGCCGACGUGUUCCUGUUGGUGGCGCCCAGCAUCGACAUCCGGCUCGUGGAGGCCACGCCCUGCUGCUUGGUGUCCACCACGCGCAGGUUUGCGUUCUGCGUGCGCGUGGCGCAGGAAAUGAACCCGGUGUUCAACGGCGACAACGCGGCGUUCGUCUUCAACCUCUACUCCCUGGACCAGGACGGCCGGGGCGCGUCGUUCCUGGUGCUCCUCCAGUUCCGCAGCGCCGACGACUUCCGCUGCUUCGGCCGCCAUUUCCAGGACGCCAUGAGCCGCAGCUUGAACGCCAAGCCUGCCGGCGGCGCCGCGGACACGGCGUACUUGGCCAGCAUGGUGCAGAACAUGGACUUGGGCGGCUCCAGCGACGACAACAACGACGACGACAACGACGACAACAACGACAACAACGACGACGGAGAGGCCAUCGAGAGGCGCAUCGACAAGAUCAUCCGCGGCCAGGUGCUCUCCAAGCACUCGCGGCGAUCCGGCUUGUUCGUGGCCUCCGAUAGCGACGACGACGACGACCCGGUGGCGAGGAACGCGCACAACUUCUUGGCCUUAAAGGACCCCAACUCCGGCUUGUCGCUCGGAAACGCCAACGACCGCUCCUACGUCACCAAGGGCGACAACGUGGGCGUGUUCAAGUACACCGACGACGGCAUGGGCUUUGUCUCCACCAUCCGCUCCCUCAAGGAUGCCGACGGCCGCAAGUUUGUCCCCCGCCUGAGCAUGCUCCACCAGCGAGACAAUUGUUUAUUGAUGACUAGGGAUGCGCCCGCGGACUGCACCAUCUACAAGAUGGACCUCGCCCGCGGCGAGAUCUGCGAGUCCUGGGACGUGGCGGACAAGGGCCUGUUCGAGGCCUUUGCGCCCGUCUCCAAGUUCGCGCCUCUCACGGACGAGCAGAAGCUCUUGGGCGUGUCGGCCAACGCGCUUUUCCACAUCGACCCCCGCUUGAGCGGCAGCAAGAUCGCGUCCGGCAGCUCUUACAAGUCCUACAAGACCAAGGUGGCGUUCGAGAACCUAGCCGUCACGGACAAAGGGUAUGUUGCCGUUGGUCUGAGAGACGGGUCCAUCCGCCUUUACAGCGAGCUCGGCAAGAAGGCCACCGUCACGCUCCCUUCCAUCGGCGAGAGUUUCGAAGGCUUGGACGUCACGAAGGACGGGCGCUGGUUGCUUGCCACAUGCCUGAACCUGUUGCUUCUCAUUGACACCCAGAUUGGCGCCGGGCAGAAGAACUCCGGGGAGAUCGGGUUCCGCAAGUACUUCGACGCAGACAAGAAGCCCAUGCCCAGGAGGUUGGGUCUCCGGCCCGAACAUGUUUCUCUCAUCACCCAGGCCACCGGAGCCCCCAAGAUCCAGUUUACCCGCGCAGUCUUCAACACGUCGCUCGCCAAUGACGAGACACUCAUCGUCACCUCCACCGGCCCCUUUGUUGUGCUGUGGUCUUUGAAGGAUGCCAUCAAGGACAAGGCGAAGCCGGCACUGUACAAGAUCAUCCGACACAGCGAGAAUGUCAUGAACAAAAACUUCUCGUUCUCGUCUCCCAACGAUAUCCACGCGGCCUUGCAGAACGACGUGGUUUCCACCAACAGAAACGCCCUCAAGGUGGCGAAUAAGACUUCGAUCAUGGAGGGCGCCGGAAGACGCUAG
Messenger RNA from Metschnikowia bicuspidata var. bicuspidata NRRL YB-4993, 2478 nucleotides. It is a transcript of the gene VID27, whose product is annotated as Vid27p. The record is from RefSeq and is a predicted model, not a curated record. The transcript has a single exon. Gene Ontology annotation, cellular component: cytoplasm; nucleus. The coding region runs from base 1 to 2478 and encodes 825 amino acids. NCBI's taxonomy places the organism in Eukaryota, Fungi, Ascomycota, Pichiomycetes, Serinales, Metschnikowiaceae.